This is a messenger RNA of Hypoxylon trugodes, 3993 nucleotides long. Its product is annotated as putative NRPS-like enzyme. The record is from RefSeq and is a predicted model, not a curated record. The transcript has 2 exons. Lineage: Eukaryota; Fungi; Ascomycota; Sordariomycetes; Xylariales; Hypoxylaceae. Bases 671 to 3892 code for a protein of 1073 amino acids.
CCAGCCACUAAAAAUCAGCGCGCUUCCGCCGAAUAGGCGCGAAUGCUUUUUCCCAAUCUCCUUUGAGUGGAUGAGUCGUGCGGAAUUAUCGGCACGAGGUCCCCUCAACUUUCAAAGUUCGUAUCCGAUUUUCAAGAUGCCUACCGAAAAUGUCGGUGCUUGUCUCCUCGACCCGAAACCCGUACAGUUCUGGAUAUUCGGCUAGAAAGCGGUGGUCUAGUCCUGCUCGGAUAAGCGACCAAGCGAGCGGAGACAUUUUGCCCCUCUAUUGGUAGUUUUCCGGUGAGAGGCCAUCUACCAACUUACAGGCGAUAUCCGAGACCUUACUCGGUACACCAAUACCCCAGAAUCCCUUCAGAUCUACACCUAGGUAAGAUGUUGGCCCGCUCGACUCGCGGAUAUCCCCCGCGGCAUGUAAGGUCCGCAGGGGAUCAGGGUCACGAUACAUAAAAUCCUUAGCCCGCAUUUCCCCAGGUCUUUCGCAUUCGUUGGAUAUGAUUACGUAGGUACACAGGUCCAGCUUUGAAAAUCGUUGAAAACCGCGAGAUAUCCUCCUUACCAAUCGAUAUUUUCAUUUCUAUUCAUCUUCCCCACGUGAGAACCACGUGGCAGGUGAGAAUACUUCCGGUGCUAGCAGCGAUUUGGUUUUCCCCGUAUCCAUCUUGCGAAGAUGGCUGCAACGAUCUCACAUCUGCCACAUGCUGGCGCCGAACUAGGCUUGCUAAGGAAGAAAUCAUCACCUCUACCGAUAACCACCGUCCUUCCGACAUCUACACAAGUAGUGAACAACACAUUCUAUAGGUUAGAGGAAAUUCUGAUUGAAAGAUGCCGCUCCACCCCGGAUAUUCCCAUGAUCGGAUACCCUGCCAAUCCCCAUACUGCGGAGGAAUAUAUCUAUUAUACGGCGAGACAAUUUGAUCGUUUCGUGAACGGAGCGAUCCAAGAUCUGCGACGUCAAGGACUAGGGCGACCUGAAGAGGAAGCACCGUCGAAAGACAGUCCAGUGGUUGCGCUGCUGGGUCCGGCCAAUCUCGAUUACGUCGUGGCCGUCUUCGCUCUAGCUCGCAUGGGCUACGCAGUCUUCUAUCUUUCGACACGCCUCAGUAUAGAAGCCUACAUGAGUCUCCUCAACCAAACGGAUUGUCACCAUAUUAUACACGCAGAGAUACCAGCCUUAGUCAAGUCGGUUUCCGAGCUACAUACUCAGUGCAACAGCCUGAAGUCAUUCGUCUUCACAACGCAACCCACGUAUACGCGCUGCACAGAAUCUUCUGAAUACAAAUUCAAGAGCGCCGUGGAGGAUGGCACAAAAACAGCGUACAUCAUUCAUUCUUCCGGGUCAACAGGAUAUCCCAAAGCAAUACCUAGCAUACACAAAUCCGGCAUCUCGAACUACACAUUCAGCAGAGGGUUUGAGUCCUAUUUCGUGACGCUGCCGUUCUACCACGGCCACGGUGUUAGCAUGUUCUUCAGAGCCCUCUUCAAGGGUAAGCCUAUUGCGCUGUAUAACGCUUCCUUGCCAUUGACAGGCGGGUAUCUGGUCAAGGGACUACGGAGUACCAAACCCGAGAGUCUUCAUUGUGUACCCUACGCGCUGAAGCUCAUUGCGGAGACAGACGGUGGGAUUGAGGCGUUGGCAGGACCUAAGCAGGUCCUAUUUGGAGGAAGUAGCUGUCCAGAUGAUUUAGGCGAUAAACUGGUCGCAGGUGGUGUCCAUCUAAUUAGCCACUACGGCGCCACAGAGUUUGGCCAGCUCAUGACUUCAGAUCGCCCACCAGACGACAAAGCAUGGAAUUAUCUACACCCUCUGCCAACCGCCGCGCCAUACUUAUUUUUCGAUCCCCUAGACGACGGUUCAUUCGAGUGUGUUGUUCUAGAUGGCUUACCCUCGAAAAAUGUGAGCAAUUCAGACGACCCGCCCAAUUCAUUUCGAACUAGUGAUCGCUUCGUGAAACAUCCUAGCCUUCCGAAUCGUUGGAAAUAUGUUGGACGCCUCGACGAUCGAGUCACCCUCAUGAACGGCGAAAAAGUUCUUCCCAUUCCGAUAGAGCAUCGCAUAAGACAAAAUAGACUCGUCAAAGAAGUUCUCGUAGUUGGUGUUGGCAGGCUUUUGCCUGGACUGCUCAUUAUGCCCAGCGAAAAUGCGCGAGGCCUCGAAAAGGGUCAGAUACUAGACAGCGUAUGGCCCGACAUCGCUGCGGCAAAUUCAAAUGCUGAGGCUUUUAGCCAGAUCUCGAAAGAUAUGGUCGAGGUACUUCCUGUCGAUGUAUGGUAUCCUCAAACGGAAAAGGGUACUCUGAUUCGAAAAGCAUGUUACAAACACUUUGAAGGGGUAAUUGACGAGCUGUUUGAUCGUGCUAGCGGUUCAAGCGAUUCUACCGAAGUACAGUCAUCCGCGAUUAAGCUAGCUUUGAGUGUGGCCGGCAUAGAGGACUUUUUAGUCGGGAUUGUCCAACGAGAUCUAGGCUUCGAUCAUAUAGAGCCCGACACAGAUUUCUUCACGGCCGGUAUGGACAGCUUGCAAGCGAUCAAGGCUUACGGCAUCAUUAAGAGACAUUUAGACCUUGGAAAUGGCAACCUCAAUCAAAACGCUUUGUACGAAUUUGGUAACAUAAAGAGAUUGGCGGUUCAUUUGCACAGCCUAAGAACAGGAGAGCAAAAGGAAGCAGAGAACGAACUUGAUAUUAUGGCUGAACUAAUCAAGAAGUACGCCGUCUUUCAGAAACCUGUACUUGACGACCAAGAAGUAGUGCUCCUCACCGGCGUCACUGGCUCGCUUGGCUGUUAUAUACUGUCGAAGCUUCUUUUAAAGCAAUCCGUCCGAAGAGUUUACUGUUUAGUACGAGCCUCGUCGGCCGACGCUGCCCUAGACAGAGUCAUCUCUACCUUGUCAGCGAGGGAACUACCAAUCACGAACAUAUCGAAGAUUCGAGCUUUGCCCUCAAAUCUCUCCAGGCCGGACCUUGGUCUUGGUUCAGACGUGAUCCAUGAACUUCGCAACACACUGACUAAGGUCAUUCACAGCGCUUGGGCGGUGAACUUUAAUAUCGGAGUCCGUAGCUUCGAGGAGCAUCAUAUUGCUGGCGUGCACAACCUGAUAAAUCUAUGUCUCUCCUCCCGUCGCCAGUCCCCAGCGGAAUUCUAUUUCUGUUCCUCAAUUUCGGUGGCUACCCGCACCCCACGACCAGCCACCAUCGCUGAGGGACCAAUUCCAGAGUUAUCGCACGCUCAUAAUAUGGGUUAUGCUAGAUCGAAACUCGUCGCUGAGCGCAUAGUGCAAGCGGCGGCCGAGCAGACCGGGAUGAUCUCCAAGGUGCUUCGAGUGGGACAAAUCGUGGGGGACACUGUGUUUGGCCGAUGGAAUCCCGACGAAGGUAUCCCCUUGAUGAUCCGAAGCGCCACGACCCUAGGCGCCCUGCCUGCCCUUGACGAAACACCAUCGUGGACUCCGGUAGAUGUCGUCGCCCAGGCCGUGUUAGAAUUGAGUGCCUUGGAAGCUCCAGAGGAUGAUAGUGCCAUUUUAGCAAAGCAAUAUGGCGAUGACCCAAAGGUUAUCUAUCACCUUGUAAAUUCUUCUGUUUUUCAUUGGACGAAGGAUCUCCUUCCAGCUCUUCACGGCGCGGGUCUCGAAUUUGAGAUUGUCGGACAGAGAGAAUGGAUCAAGCGCCUAAGGGAAGGUGAACAGGACCCUACGAAAAAUCCUACCGUCAAGUUAACCGAAUUCUUUGCCGGAAAGUACGACAAUGAGGAAAGCCGAGCAGGUUUGGUCUACAGCACCAAACUUACGGAACAGGCUAGUCCCUCUCUAAAGGGUGGAAUAGAUUUAGUUUCUAGUGGUAUUGUCAAGAAGUUUGUUGACUCAUGGCGACGCGACUGGGCAACAACGGUAUAGUAGAGUUAUACAUUGGAGCAUAGACAACUAUAUAUUCACUAUCAUAUAUUUCGUAAGUACAAACGGCCAGCAGGUAUAACGACGAACAAUCAAUCUUUUUA